AUGUCUGACGACGACGACUUUAUGCAAGACUCUGGAGAGGAGGAGUACGACUUCGAGUAUGAAGACGAGGACGAAGAGCAGAGCGGUGAUGUCGACAUCGAGAACAAGUAUUACAACGCGAAGCAAGUCAAGGCCGACGACCCCGAAUCAGCGAUCGACGAGUUUCUUGGUAUACCCGCGCUUGAAGAAGAGAAGUCCGAUUGGGGCUUCAAAGGCUUGAAGCAAGCAAUCAAGCUUGAGUUCAAGCUCGCGCGGUACGACCAGGCAGUCGAGCACUACAAAGAGCUACUCACCUACGUCAAGUCUGCAGUGACGCGUAACUACUCAGAGAAGUCAAUCAACAAUAUGCUUGACUUUAUCGAGAAGGCGGCAGAGGACGCGGACGCAUAUCGAUGCAUGGAGAAGUUUUACGCCUUGACCCUGGACAUUUUCCAGAGCACGAAUAAUGAGCGACUUUGGCUGAAGACCAACAUCAAGCUGGCAAGGCUGUGGCUGGACCGCAAGGACUACCGCCAGCUGACAGACAAGCUCCGCGAGCUGCAUAAGGCCUGCCAGCGAGAGGACGGAACGGAUGACCCGAGCAAAGGCACAUAUUCGCUCGAAGUCUACUCCUUGGAGAUUCUUAUGUAUGCAGACCAGCGGAACAACAAGCGCUUAAAGGCACUAUACCAGCGAGCGCUUAAGGUGAAGUCAGCUGUUCCACAUCCCAAGAUCAUGGGUAUCAUCCGAGAAUGUGGCGGCAAGAUGCACAUGAGCGAAGAGAACUGGAAAGGGGCGCAAAGUGACUUCUUCGAGAGCUUCAAGAAUUACGACGAGGCUGGCUCGCUGCAGCGAAUCCAGGUCCUGAAGUAUCUAGUGCUCUCAACCAUGCUGUCGGGUUCCGAUAUCAACCCAUUCGAUUCUCAGGAGACCAAGCCCUACCAGAAUGAUCCGCGCAUCUCCACCAUGACCAACCUUGUCAACGCCUAUCAGCGUGAAGACAUUCACGAGUACGAGAAGAUUCUGCAGGACAAUAAGGACCUGCUACAAGAUCCGUUCAUCGCCGAGAAUAUCGACGAAGUAACCCGGAACGUGCGCACCAAGGCUGUCGUCAAACUCGUUGCACCAUACACUCGCUUCACCUUGGCUUUCAUUUCCAAGCAGUUGAAGAUAUCCCUCCCCGAGGUUCAGGAAAUUGUGGGCUUCUUGAUCGUCGAUAAGCGGUUGCGCGGCAAGAUCAACCAACAGAAUGGAACGGUGGAGAUCGAGAGUAGUACCGACAUGGAUCGGGUGCAGGCGAUGCAAGAGUGGAGCGCCGCCAUUGGAUCUCUGUGGAAGUCGGUGUUGAACGAUGGAGAGGGCUUCAAGUCAGACGAGAGCGGCUCUCAGUUCACGCCUGGCGGUCCCGGCAUGGCUUGGGGUCAAGGCCCUAUGGGAGGUAGCAACAAACCUGGCGGUAGACAGAAAGGCAAGGGUCACUCCGGCUCCGGACGCCUGCCGGGCGUGUCAAGCAAAGUAUGACUUGCAGGUUAGGAUGGAAGGCAACACAAGACGACCAAUGACCAGGAAUACGGGAGAGGGCCACGGGACGAGCAAGUUACACAUUACCGUCACCGAGGCUUCAUCGCACCUGAAGAGUGAGACAGGCUCCUCAGGACGGGCGCUGGGGUUGGUCUAGCAAGUAGCACAAGGCAAGACUUGCUUCCACAUGAGCAGUAGGUUCUCGAAAUGGCGUCUCAACAGCAUCCGGGCGGCGGAUUUGUUCGGGUACACACGUAUGCGCCUCUACGACCGAGGGUCAGCAGCAGAUCCUGUAUGUAACAUGGCCUCGUUCUCUCGUUGCAACCAGCCAAGAAUCCCGGUUGCACGGUUAUUG
Molecule: messenger RNA, 1855 nt
Organism: Parastagonospora nodorum SN15
Lineage: Eukaryota; Fungi; Ascomycota; Dothideomycetes; Pleosporales; Phaeosphaeriaceae
Exons: 6
Coding region: 1-1500 (499 amino acids)
Biological process (GO): protein deneddylation
Cellular component (GO): COP9 signalosome
Source: RefSeq, a predicted model, not a curated record